UCCUCCCUUCCUUCCCUUCCCUCGUUCCCGCCCCUCGGUGCCGCAGUUCCGCGGCCGCGCUCCGCACGUGUGGCCGCCAUGCGCUUCGCGUACCGGUUCUCCGGCCUGCUGGGCACCGUGUACCGCCGCGGCAACCUCAGCUUCACCCGCGAUGGCAACUCCCUGCUCAGCCCCGUCGGCAACAGGAUCUCCCUCUUCGACCUCAAGAAUAACAAGUGUGAGACGUUGCCCUUGGCUACACGGCUCAAUAUUGUGUGCGUGGGGCUCUCUCCAGAUGGAAACCUUGCCAUUCUAAUUGAUGAAGAGGGAGCUGCCUUGCUUGUGAGUUUGAUUGGGAAAUGUGUGAUACAUCAGUUUUAUUUUCACAAGCCAGUUCACAGUGUCAGCUUUUCCCCUGAUGGCAAGAAAUUUGUGGUUACAAAAGACAAUCUUGCUUACCUGUACCACGCUCCUGGGAAGAAAAGAGAAUUUAAUGCAUUCGUUCUGGACAAAACCUACUAUGGCCCAUAUGAUGAAACAACUUGUAUUGACUGGACUGAUGAUUCCAAGUGCUUUGCAGUGGGGAGCAAGGACAUGUCUACAUGGGUGUUUGGAGCAGAACGAUGGGCAAACUUGAUCUACUACUCUCUUGGAGGCCAUAAGGAUGUCAUAGUUGCCUGCUUUUUUGAAGAGAACAGCCUAGAUCUGUACACAAUUAGCCAGGAUGCAGCUCUGUGUGUGUGGCAGUGUGACACUGAGCUGGAUGGUUUGAAGCCCAUGCCCCCUAAAGAUGCAGCAAAGGAAAAGAAGGCAGCAGAAGAUGAUGAAGAGCUGCUUGAAGAGCCCAAGGGUGAAGAAAUUCAUGGGAAAGCUGAUCCAAGUGAAGAAGAGACUAGAAAUAAAGUUAAAUAUUCACGUGUUGCGAAGUAUUUUUUCAAUAAAGAGGGAGAUUUUAAUAACCUGACAGCUGCAGCCUAUCACAAGAAGACACACCUUUUAGUCACUGGUUUUGCCUCUGGAGUCUUUCACCUCCACGAGCUCCCAGAUUUCAAUCUGAUCCAUUCCUUGAGUAUUUCAGACCAAAGGAUAGCUUCUAUUUCUAUCAACUGCACUGGUGACUGGAUUGCCUUUGGAUGUUCAGGUCUGGGUCAGCUCCUGGUGUGGGAAUGGCAGAGCGAGUCCUACGUGCUGAAGCAGCAGGGCCAUUUCAACAGCAUGGUUUCCUUGGCAUAUUCUCCAGAUGGACAGUACAUAGUAACUGGAGGGGAGGAUGGCAAAGUGAAAGUGUGGAACACUUCGAGCAGCUUUUGUUUUGUCACCUUUACAGAACACAACAGUGGGGUAACUGCUGUAACUUUCACUUCCACUGGUUAUGUUGUUCUGAGUGCUUCCCUCGAUGGAACAGUGCGUGCCUUUGAUCUGCACAGGUACCGGAAUUUCCGUACCUUCACAUCUCCACGACCAAGUCAGUUCUCCUGUUUAGCUGUGGACUCCAGUGGUGAGAUUGUGGCAGCUGGUUCCCAGGAUUCCUUUGAAAUAUUCAUUUGGUCAAUGCAGAGUGGGAGGCUGCUGGAUGUCCUAGCAGGUCAUGAGGGUCCCAUCAGCAGCUUGUCCUUUAAUCCAAUGAAGUGUGUUCUAGCCAGUGCCUCUUGGGAUAAGACUGUAAAAUUAUGGGAUAUGUUGGACAGCUGGAGAACUAAGGAGACAUUAAUAAUAAACUCAGAUGUUCUUGUUGUUGCCUUCCGUCCUGAUGGCAAGGAGCUCGCAGUUGCUGCUUUGAAUGGCCAGAUAACAUUUUGGGAUCAUGACAAUGCAGUGCAGACUGGCUCCAUUGAGGGCAGGCAUGAUCUCCAGAUGGGGAGGAAGGAGCUGGAUAAAAUAACUGCCAAGCAGGCAGCCAAGGGCAAAUCUUUUACAACUCUGUGCUAUUCAGCAGAUGGUCAGUCUAUUCUGGCAGGUGGAUUGUCAAAAUUUGUCUGUAUAUAUAAUGUCAAGGAACAGAUUCUUAUGAAAAAAUUCGAAAUUUCAUGCAACCAUUCUUUAGACGCAAUGGAGGAGUACUUAGAUCGGAGAAAAAUGACUGAAUUUGGCAGCAUGGCUCUGAUUGAUGAAGGCGGUGGAGGUGACGAAGGUGUUGCCAUCCCUCUUCCUGGAGUAAAAAGAGGUGACAUGAGCUAUCGACACUUUAAACCAGAAAUAAGGGUGACUUGUGUGCGAUUCUGUCCUACAGGACGAAGCUGGGCAGCCACCACCACAGAGGGUCUCCUGCUCUAUUCACUGGACUCUGGGCUAGUUUUUGAUCCUUUUGAGCUGGAUAUUGAUGUCACACCCAGCAAUAUCCACAAAACACUGACUCAGAAGGAAUACACUGUGGCUAUUGUCAUGGCCUUCAAGCUGAAUGAAAAGAAAUUAAUUCAGGAGGUGAUAGAGGCUGUGCCUAGCAGUGAAGUUGAUGUUGUCUGCUCAUCACUGCCAGACCUGUAUGUGGAGAAGUUACUGGAGUUCCUGGCCUCUGCAUUUGAGACCUCUUGUCACUUGGAGUUCUAUCUUAUUUGGGCUCAUAAGUUGCUUAUGCUGCAUGGACAGAAGCUGAAAACAAGGUCAGUGAAGCUGCUCCCUGUGAUUCAGUUCCUCCAGAAGAGCAUCCAGCGCCACUUUGAAGAUGUUUCAAAACUCUGUGAGUGGAACAUUUACAACAUCAAAUACGCCUUGGCCAUUUCACAGCAGCGGGGCAUGAAACGUCCAGCAGAGGAAACACCAGGAGAUGAAGAAGAAUUGGAUUCUGACAGUGAUUAUCUUAUGCAAGAAGCUCAUAAGGAUAAUUUGAGUUCCUAAUUACUCCUUGUGAGAGGGAGAAAACCUCAGACAGUAUUUUAUGCAGUGGUAUUCACUGAGAAUGAGUGGCCCUCAUAGUGGCAUCAGUUGCUAACAGUGUGAUGGAGUUCCCUGGGAGGUAGAGAUGGAAAUGUAGGAUAUGCCAUGGAUGGCACUUGGCCUGUUUCCUGUGCCAUUUGGCUGUAAACUAGAUAGCAUUGAUUUCUUGAUUAACUGAUUUCUUUUUUUUUUAAAUAAUUUCUGAUUUCAAGUAAGAAAACAAAAAAGUGUUCUUAGGGAAGUUAGAAGUACAACUGGAAGAAGUUUAUUCUUCAUUAAAAAUACCUUGCACAUUAAGUAUUGUGAAUUUUAUAGUGCAAGCUUAUCCUAGACUGACUGAAUUUUAAAAAGGAUAGAAAAAUUUUCUUGAUUGGAAAUAUACUGGUCUCAACUUGUUUUAAAUGUUGUUUUACUUGGAUUUAAUAUGUACAUAUUUCUGGAACACUGUUUUUUUAGUUCUGUAACCUCCAAACCUGAUGAGAUUUCAAUAAUGAGGAGAAAUGAGGACCCAUAGCAGCAGCUAUUGGAGAAAAUUUACGGGGCUUUACAGCUUGUGUCGAGGUUUGCUUGACAGCCUUGAGAUACUGUAGUGAAAAUUUGUUGGGACAUUACCAACUCAAUAAUGUAACUUAAACUGUAAGAGAACGUGUUACAAAUGUAAUGGCUUGUUGGAUUUUUUUGAGGUUUUUAAAAUUUUGUCUUUUUUUGAUGAAAGCCCUUUUGUGUCUUUUUUUAAAAUGUUGUUUAUUAACAUAUUAAAACCUGAAACUUUUGAUUCCCAUUGUUUUUUGUGAAUUGAUGGGAGAACUGGCUAAUAAGAGCAGGAGCUUGAAUACAAAGAAUUUGGUCUGUCCUUGUAAUACUUUCAAGCCUUGUGCUGAAAGGGCUUUUAAUGAAGAUACUACAAAUAUUACCAAUAAACCAGAAUUUAUUUUCUCAGGAAAAUGUAGGAAUGUGCCCCUUGUUGACGGAGUGACAAAACUAUCCUUUGUCCCCUUAUAAAGGAAACAAGCCCAGAAGUUUCUCUCCUCAAUUAGGUGAAAAGACACCUCAUAGGCAUGGGGGACUUCACCUCAAACUUAGGGAUAGCCAAAUGGACAGGAGCCAAAAAGUCCUGCCUGGGCAAUUCACUAGAAAAAGAAGAACAAAGAAAAUAAUUGCUUUUGUGAGGUGUUUUAGCAGGAGCAAGAGCCUCUUGCACCUAGCUCGGGUUUUCUCUAUUUGUUAUUUUGCCUUUUAUUAAACUUUGUUUCCAACACUGCAACAGAAGCCAUCCUGCUGAU
Motacilla alba alba is the source of this 4136-nucleotide messenger RNA. RefSeq names its product PWP2 small subunit processome component (gene PWP2). Gene Ontology annotation, molecular function: protein binding. Gene Ontology annotation, biological process: maturation of SSU-rRNA from tricistronic rRNA transcript (SSU-rRNA, 5.8S rRNA, LSU-rRNA); ribosomal small subunit assembly. The transcript is spliced from 21 exons. NCBI's taxonomy places the organism in Eukaryota, Metazoa, Chordata, Aves, Passeriformes, Motacillidae. The record is from RefSeq and is a predicted model, not a curated record. Gene Ontology annotation, cellular component: small-subunit processome; Pwp2p-containing subcomplex of 90S preribosome. Bases 79 to 2814 code for a protein of 911 amino acids.